AUGACACCACCGUAUCUCGUAACGCUGAACAAAAUACCCGGUAUCGACCGUCAUGAGCUUGAGAAGCUAGCGCGGAAGGAGGGCAGCGGCAUCACAGACGAAGCCAUGACCUUCAAGAAGCCCUUCCAGACCGUCGUCCGGCCGCCCACCACGAAUCACAAUAUUCACGACGAUUAUAUAAAGCAUCCCCCAGAAAUUUGGCAAGAAAGAGGGCGCAUUCAAAUCUUAGCCGAUGGAGAGAGUGAAGAGACUAGGCCAAAGCAGGCAGAUGUUUCAGGCGUAGACGCGUAUCUUGUGUUUUUGGGAGGCUGA
Molecule: messenger RNA, 312 nt
Organism: Suillus fuscotomentosus
Lineage: Eukaryota; Fungi; Basidiomycota; Agaricomycetes; Boletales; Suillaceae
Exons: 3
Coding region: 1-312 (103 amino acids)
Source: RefSeq, a predicted model, not a curated record